Ictidomys tridecemlineatus (thirteen-lined ground squirrel) is the source of this 2597-nucleotide messenger RNA. The record is from RefSeq and is a predicted model, not a curated record. NCBI's taxonomy places the organism in Eukaryota, Metazoa, Chordata, Mammalia, Rodentia, Sciuridae.
AAUGCUGCGGAGGGUCGCAAUGGAGACUCUGGCCCUGAAACCACAGGAGACAGCUCUUUCCACUCAGGACCCUGCUCUUUCCCCCAAAGAAAAUCCAGAGGAUAAAUCAGAUUGGAGUCUCCUAGCAGCCAGAUCUGAGGAAUCAGUGACUUUCAAGGAUGUGGCUGUGGACUUUACUCAGGAGGAAUGGGGUCAGUUGGACUCCCCUCAGAGGGCCCUAUACAGGGAUGUGAUGCUGGAGAACUACCAGAACCUUCUUGCCCUUGGUCACCUGGUCACAGGUUAAGCCACUCCAGAAGUCCCCAGAGUGUGGUAUGGUAGCCAAUGGCAAGGAGCAUGGAGGAGAUGAAGAACUACUUAGGGGAGAAAGGAUAGGACUUUUAGCCCAUCAGCCCUGGAGCAUUCCUCAGGGCCUCCGGUUUGCAAGCCAGAUGUCAUUUCCCAUCUGGAACGAGGUGAGGAGCCAUGGCAAGUGCACAGCAAAGUCACUGGAAGGACUUGUUCAGGUCAGCUCUUCAGUCUACUCACAGAAAAUUCCAUUUUCAAUCUCUGACAGAGUGGGAGCCUAUGCCAGAGAUGAAGGAGGAAUCUUCUCAACAGCAGAACUUUUUCCAAAAAAACCCAUCCCUGAAGCCCAUCGUGGAGCAGUUGAAGAGGACCAGCCUUCACAGCAUCUGUCCAAGUGGGGCACGGGCCUGGGUAGCCCAGGAAGAUACUCUUUGUAGAAAUGAGGCUGCCCUGUGGAAGGGAGUGCCUACCAAUCAUGGGGACAUCUCCACGGAGGAGAGCAACUGGGGGCAUAAUGAAUCCAAGGAGGGUUUUCCCCUUGGGUGCACCCGCUUCACCCAGCAAAAUGCCCCUACAGAAGAACACUCUCCUGCCAGGUGCACCAAGGACAUUCAUUCUGCUGAAGGUAUAGCUAAAGACCAUCCGAGGACAUGCACAGGGAAAAAGUCUUUCAGGUCAAGUGAGUGUGGGAAAAACCCACCAGCAAAGAGACCAGAGGGGGCUCGGGCUGGUCUUUUCAUGUGCAACGAGUGUGGGAAAACCUUCCCACAGAGUACAUCUCUCACGCUACACCAGCGCUGGCACAGCCGUGAGAAGGCUUACAAAUGCAAUGAGUGUGGCAAGGCCUUCACGUGGAGCACCAACCUCAUCGAGCACCAGCGGAUCCACACAGGUGAGAAACCCUUCUUCUGCAGUGAGUGUGGGAAAGCCUUCAGCUGCCACUCGUCCCUCAAUGUACACCACCGCAUCCACACAGGAGAGAGGCCUUAUAAGUGCAGCACCUGUGAGAAGGCCUUUAGCUGCAGCUCACUGCUCAACAUGCACCUGAGAGUGCACACUGGGGAGAAGCCCUACAAGUGUGGUGAGUGUGGCAAGGCCUUCAACCAGCGGACACACCUGACCCGGCACCACCGCAUCCACACUGGCGAGAAGCCCUACAAAUGUAAUGUGUGUGGCAAAGCCUUCACUUGCCACUCGUCCCUCACUGUGCAUGAGAAAAUCCACAAUGGGGAUAAACCGUUCAAAUGCAAUGAAUGUGAGAAGGCCUUUAAUAACCGUUCACGCCUCACUCUCCAUCAAAGAAUCCACACAGGAGAGAAGCCAUUCAAGUGCACUGAUUGUGGGAAAGGCUUCAGCUGCCAUUCAUACCUUAUUGUGCACCAGAGGAUCCACAGUGGGGAGAAGCCCUUCAAAUGCAAUGAGUGUGGGAAAGCCUUCAGCUCCCACUCUUACCUCAUUGUACACCAGAGGAUACACACUGGAGAGAAACCCUUUGAUUGCAGCAAGUGCUGGAAAGCCUUCAGCUGCCACUCAUCCCUCAUCGUGCACCAGAGGAUCCACACUGGAGAGAAGCCCUAUAAAUGUCAUGAGUGUGGCAAAGCAUUCAGCCAGAACCAUUGUCUUAUUAAACAUCAGAAGGUUCAUUCUGGAGAGAAAUCCUUUAAAUGUAAUGAAUGUGGUGAAAUGUUUAACUGGAGCUCACACCUCCUAGAACACCAGAGACUGCAUGAUGAUGAGAAGCCCUUUGCCAUUCAAUUCAACAGACAUUUGCUGAGCACCUACUAUGUGCCCGGCAGUCUUCUGGGUGCAGAGGACACUGGGGUGGGUGAUGUGGACCAAAUAAAUGCACUGGAUGUGGCAAAACUGUUAUGUGUGGUGCAGCCUCCACCCGGCAGGAAUUUUCCCCUAGGGAGCAAACAUGGUGAUUAAGGUGAGGUGCUCUUGGUCACAGAAGCCACUUCCUGAGUUACCUAACAAGGAAGGUACUGUCACUUCUUCAGGGCUCCUAGAGCCAGAUUAUUUGUUCCUCCAGAUAUAAAAACCUUACCCAUCACCCCCGAGCAGAUUCAUAAGCCAGGAAGGGAUACACUUUCCAAGAAGAAACAUGGGGCCAUUCAAGGAUGUGCCAUCAUCCUGUUUUCCUUGAUAGGUCUGGAGGUCAUUCACAAGGGAGAUCUUUCCUGCCAAUAAGAAGACAUGUCAACUUGGAGUCCUUGGAUUGGCUCCUGACAUAAUUUCCAUCAGGAAUUUCCUCUGUAUCCUGUUAUAUUCAUACUAAUCAUAAUAAAACAGAAGAAUUACAAACACUA